Molecule: messenger RNA, 1254 nt
Organism: Trypanosoma conorhini
Lineage: Eukaryota; Euglenozoa; Kinetoplastea; Trypanosomatida; Trypanosomatidae
Exons: 1
Coding region: 1-1254 (417 amino acids)
Molecular function (GO): protein binding
Source: RefSeq, a predicted model, not a curated record
AUGAACCCCGCCCGACGCGCCCAGGCGCGCAGGCCCCCGCCCACCCGCGAGGCGCCAGCCACAGCGACGGCCACGGCGGGCGUCUGCCGCGGCGCGCUUCUGGUUAUCGGCACCUACCACUCGGUGAUGGCCGGCCUUGUGUACCGCCGCGGCAAGUUUGGGAUGCUCUUCUCCGUGAAGCACCACGAGGGCUGCGUCAGCAGCGUGGCGGUGGGCGACAAGUACAUGGCCUCCGCCGGCACCGACGAGCGGGUCUUCCUCUUCACAAACAAGCACCAGAGGAGCCUAAGCGCCACGGAGCGGCAGCGGCUGCGGGCUGCGGGGGAGUCGGCGGGGGUGCGGCUCGCAGACCUCGGCCACGUGUCGCCGCCGAGCGAGGUGCGCUGCCUUCUCUUCAUCGCCGACUCGCAGCACCUGCUCUGCGGCUGCGCGGACGGGCAACUCGUCAUGUACCGCACCCGCGACUGGACCGUCGGCCGCUCGCUCCCACUGCACGAGAAGAGCGUCACGGGCAUUGCGGCGCACCCGGGCAGUGACGGGGCGUUGGCGGUCACGAUCGGCGCCGACCGGCACGUGGCGGUGGUUGACCUUGCGAAGGGCCGGCUGCUGAGCAAGUGGCGCUACAACACCGCCCUCGCGGAGGCCCCGUCGGCGCGGCCGCGGGGGGCGGCGGGGGAGGCGGACGGCAGCGAGGGCCAGCCGUGCGCGAAGCGGGCCAAGUUGGAGCGGCGCGAUUGCCCUCACACGGUGAAGUUCUCGCCGAGCGGAAGGUACUUCACGAUCCUUUCGAGCCACGCCUUCGCCGUGCACGAGACGGCAACGAUGGGCCUCGUGGCCCGCUACCGGGCGGCGUCGCCGCAGCCGUGCGAGGAACUUCACGUCUUUGCGUUUGUGGACGACGACACGAUGAUCUUCGGGAACGAGUCGGGGGCGAUGUUGGCCUGCCGUGGGCCGUGGGGCUCGGAGGACGCACGGCCGCGGGAGUGCUCUCUAAGCCCCGUUGCCGCACGCCUUCCGGCGGCGCCUGAGCAGCCGGUAGGGGACACGAAGAAGCCCCAGCGCCACCCGACGCACCAUGCGACACGUUUGAAGGCCCUCUACUACGCGGAGCGCACGGUGUUCUCCAUGGACGCCGCAGGCACCGUCAUCGCAUGGCUUGUAGGGGACCUGCACGACGCCGCGCUGACGCUGACGUACGUCUGCAGUGCAAAUUGUCAGGGACGCGUCACGACGAUGGACGUGCUGCUACUGUAA